CAUUCCCGAGAAUUCCCGAGAAUUGCAUUCCGAUUUGGCGAAGGGGAGCUUCCGGGAUGGUGCCAUGGCUGGGGCGAAGUGCUCGUGUCCCCUCAUAAAAAGCUUGCGACAAGAAGUCGUGAAACGAGCAACCAACCUCUCAACCCCCAAAACACUCACUCGCCCAACAGAUAUCUCACUAUGUCCACUAAUGAAGGAGUCUAUGUUCCAGGCGUCUAUGUUCCAGGCCAGGACAACAACAAUCAACAGGCAGCCCAAGCUUCGAACACUGGCAACGGCGGCGACGGUGGAGUCUAUGUACCCAACGCCUAUGUUCCCAGCCAAGGCGCUCAAUCAUCCUAUGUUCCCAGCCCAGCGGCUCAAGCCGCCUAUGUUCCCAGCCCAGCCGCACAAUCGUCCGUGCAUGCUUCUUACACACAACCGACGACGACAACAUCCACUCGGCCACCGGCAUGGGCAUCUGCAUCGGCCCCUCCCGGAACCAGUGAACGAGCGGCCGAGCAUGGCGAAUCGACCCAACGGCCCAUACCCAACUCUACUGCUGCUGCUGCUGCUGGAACGAAAGUGACAGACAAGGAAAUGCGCGCCGAAUUUGAUCUCGUGGAUGUCGACAACAAUGGAUACUUGGACGUGAACGACUUUAAGAAAAUAUUUGGAUCGCUCGUCUCCCGAGCCAUGAUCACCAAGGCGAUUGGAAUGGUGGACAAGAACAAGGACAACAAGAUUUCAUUUGAUGAAUACAAACAAAUGAGGUCGCAAUUCGGACCACUGCCGGUCAAGAUUCCAAACUUGGGAAAGAAGUAAAGUUAAGGAAUGACCAGGAUAAUGCAUUAGUAGCUUCACACACAACACCUUUAUCCUAGCUCCAGUGUGACGCGUUAGCACUUACAAUACUAGAACUCCCGGACCCGAAUUCCACCUCUUGCUUCCUUAGAAAAAUUUUGCUACUCUACAUCCAACUUAUUACAAUACUGUUUGUCUCAUUUGUGCAUAUGCCAUAUUCCUUAUGGAGGAAUAGAAUCAUUGAAUCAGUGUUUUUACUCUAUAUACAUCUCUAAUCCGCUUUGUCUAUAUCCCAUCGGCGUUGGUACUGUUGUCCCACGCCAACCAUGCAGUUCCAUUGAGAGCGUCGUCAUUGGCAAUCAAAUCAUCCUCUCCAAAUCCAAAUGGCUUGAGGAGUUGCUCGUCCUCUUCAGCCGAUAAUUGCACGUCGUAUCUAUACAAUGUUACAGCGAAGGAGACAGCCACCACAAUUGCAAUCAGGACGCAGAUAAUCAAGGCGCCGAUUGUAACAUUGCUGAUCUUCCGGGUGCUCUCCUUGGAGUCUUCUUGUGUCUUGCUAACGGAUACUCCCAUGGGAACUUCAAGGUCUUCAUUGAAUACUACGGGGGAACCGGAAGGUUCCAGAGACUUGACCUGGCUCUGCUGGUUUUGCUCUUUGUUUUGGGCUUGUUCAAGGUCUUGUUCAAUACGAGGGGCCAUGGUUGUAAUUGUGCUAUGGGCUUGCUUGGCUUUGUUGUUGUGAUUGUUUUCGAUUUGCUUUUGGGCUUUAAUUUUAUGACCUAUCUCUCUCUUUCUCAACCUCCGCUCCGCAUUAGCAAGUAGCACAGUAUCGAUACCAUAGCCUGCAUACAGCUGGCUACCGGUAGCUCAAGACACUGAUUCUUGGGCUUGGUGUAAACCGUCGACGGAGCCAUGCAGUCUGGGUGGUUGAGGUGGCAAAAACGCACCAUACAUGGUGCGGUCGUGGUUCAAGUCGAUUGAAUGAUUCGCGCGAGUCAAACGGCUCACAGGCUGCAUGCCUUUUCCGUAUACGCGGAUAGCUCUCGUAUAUACCGUCCUUUCCGCUUUCCACACCGCCAUCCUCCGCAUCAAGCCGUACAAGUCGUUGCUGCCAUGUCCAUUUCCUGCGGGAUGUGAUCUCGGGAGUAAAGAACAUUACCCCUAUUCAGCAACUGCUUCUGCAAGUUGCACAACUACAGCUAGGCACAACUACAGCUAGAAAGAGCAAGUGACAAAGGAACGAAUGGACCCUAGCAGGAGGUUGGAGCUGUGCUCCCCUCGUACCUGGUACCGGUAUCUUGAACACAAACUAAGUACUCUCUGGAUGUUUCAACUUCCCUUCAUUUGGCGAUAUUCAUCCUACAAACCAUAGUUUCCCUCGGUUAGCUCGUAGACUCUUCCGUGCAUGGCCGCGUGGUUCAUGCAGGGCUGCUCAGUAAUCAUGAUGAGGAACCAGAAAGGGUGCAUCCCUGCGAUCUCCUCUUUUGCUAUUGAAGCGCCUGGUUAAUGCAU
Seminavis robusta is the source of this 2295-nucleotide messenger RNA. The record is from the annotation of a GenBank genome assembly. NCBI's taxonomy places the organism in Eukaryota, Bacillariophyta, Bacillariophyceae, Naviculales, Naviculaceae.